Molecule: messenger RNA, 2140 nt
Organism: Dipodomys spectabilis (banner-tailed kangaroo rat)
Lineage: Eukaryota; Metazoa; Chordata; Mammalia; Rodentia; Heteromyidae
Gene: Nelfcd
Product: negative elongation factor complex member C/D
Exons: 15
Coding region: 26-1804 (592 amino acids)
Biological process (GO): negative regulation of transcription elongation by RNA polymerase II
Cellular component (GO): nucleus; NELF complex
Molecular function (GO): RNA binding
Source: RefSeq, a predicted model, not a curated record
GCGUCCUGCCUGCCAAGUGGAUAGCAUGGCGGGGCCCGCGCCGGGCGCCCUCAUGGCGGAAGAUUACUUCGGGAAUGCGGCUGAGUGGGGCGAGGAGGCGGAAGGCGGCCAGCAGCAGCAGGAAGAUGAUUCCGGAGAAGGCGAGGAUGAUGCAGAGGUACAGCAGGAAUGCCUGCAUAAGUUUUCCACCCGGGACUAUAUCAUGGAGCCUUCCAUCUUCAACACUCUGAAGAGGUAUUUUCAAGCGGGAGGGUCUCCAGAAAAUGUUAUCCAGCUCUUAUCCGAGAACUAUACCGCUGUUGCCCAGACUGUGAACCUGCUCGCUGAGUGGCUCAUUCAAACAGGUGUUGAGCCGGUACAGGUUCAGGAGACGGUGGAAAACCAUUUGAAGAGUUUAUUGAUCAAACAUUUUGAUCCCCGCAAAGCAGAUUCUAUUUUUACUGAAGAAGGGGAGACCCCAGCUUGGCUUGAGCAAAUGAUCGCACAUACCACGUGGAGAGAUCUGUUCUACAAGCUGGCUGAAGCCCAUCCUGACUGUCUGAUGCUGAACUUUACUGUGAAGUUGAUUUCUGAUGCAGGGUACCAAGGAGAAAUCACCAGUGUGUCCACUGCAUGCCAGCAGUUAGAGGUGUUCUCUCGAGUGCUUCGCACCUCACUAGCCACAAUCUUGGAUGGAGGAGAAGAAAACCUUGAGAAGAAUCUCCCUGAGUUUGCUAAGAUGGUAUGCCACGGGGAACACACAUACCUGUUUGCACAGGCCAUGAUGUCGGUGCUGGCCCAGGAGGAACAGGGCGGGUCCGCUGUGCGCAGGGUUGCACAGGAAGUACAACGCUUCGCCCAGGAGAAAGGCCAUGAUGCCAGUCAGAUCACACUGGCCUUGGGCACUGCCGCUUCCUAUCCCCGGGCCUGCCAGGCCCUUGGGGCCAUGCUGUCGAAAGGAGCCCUGAAUCCUGCAGACAUCACUGUCCUGUUCAAGAUGUUCACCAGCAUGGACCCUCCUCCUGUGGAGCUCAUCCGGGUGCCGGCCUUCCUGGACCUGUUUAUGCAGUCACUGUUCAAGCCGGGGGCCAGGAUCAACCAGGACCACAAGCACAAGUAUAUCCACAUCUUGGCUUACGCCGCCAGUGUGGUUGAGACCUGGAAGAAGAACAAGCGGGUGAGCAUCAAUAAAGAUGAGCUGAAAUCGACAUCCAAAGCGGUGGAAACUGUCCACAACCUGUGCUGCAACGAGAACAAGGGGGCCUCUGAGCUGGUGGCGGAGCUGAGCACUCUGUACCAGUGCAUCAGGUUUCCUGUGGUAGCAAUGGGUGUGCUGAAGUGGGUGGACUGGACGGUAUCUGAGCCCCGGUACUUCCAGCUCCAGACGGACCACACCCCGGUCCACCUGGCCCUGCUGGACGAGAUCAGCACCUGCCACCAGCUCCUGCACCCCCAGGUCCUGCAGCUGCUUGUUAAGCUUUUUGAGACAGAGCACUCUCAGCUGGACGUGAUGGAGCAGCUAGAGCUGAAGAAGACCCUGCUGGACAGGAUGGUUCACCUGCUGAGCCGAGGUUAUGUACUUCCUGUGGUCAGUUACAUCCGGAAGUGUCUGGAGAAGCUGGACACUGACAUUUCACUCAUUCGAUAUUUUGUCACUGAGGUGCUGGAUGUCAUCGCCCCCCCAUACACCUCUGACUUCGUGCAGCUUUUCCUCCCCAUCCUGGAAAAUGACAGCAUCGCCGGCACCAUCAAGACCGAAGGGGAGCACGACCCGGUGACGGAAUUCAUUGCUCACUGCAAGUCUAACUUCAUCAUGGUAAACUGAGUCCAGGUUCCCGUCAGAGCUGAAGUGGAGCCCUGCAAGCCCAGCUGAGCUGUGGAGGACCUUUUCCUAGAGCUGCUCUUCAGAGGCGCAGUCGGCCUCUGCAUGCAGGGCUGCCUGCUUCGUAGGAGAGCAUGCCGGCAGUGUGGGACCUUCUGGCCCCACCGUGUCCAGUGUCCACUUCCCUCAGUAAAGGAGCCAAGCGAGGUGGGAAUUCAGAGCAGGCUUCAGUGAAACACUUUCAAAGCUGAAUCCAGUUUUCUCACAGGAAAAACUAGUCAGUUGAUGUGUCACUCUAGUUGUUACAAUUUGCUAAUAAAUUUUUUUAAAAGCCUUUCA